AUGGAGCUUCCCGCAUUCAUAAGUUUCCGAUCAUCUUAUGCUGUUCCACUGUGCCCUUAUUCUUCAAACCGUGGAUUUAUCUUCAAGAAAAGCUCCCUCAGUUACAGAAGAAAGUACUAUAUAAGCUGCAGUAGUUGCAGCCGGAAGCCGUCUUCACUUCGAAUAGAGGCGAGUUCGGCCGUCAAUGGACCUGUCGAUGUGGACUGUGAAGUGAAUUGGGACGAUUUUUGGGGAAAUUCCGAGUUCGUUGAAGUGGUCGGUAUUGGCAGUCGCAAGGACGCCGUUCUCGAUUUUUGUCUCGAAUCGCCGUUCCAGUUUUCGUCUCUGCGAUUUUGGCAAAUUCUCAUCAAAGAUCCAUUGAUUGUGCAGUUACAACGACGGAUCUUUGGAAAAGAUGCGACUCCGAUGAAUUUUGAAGCUCCAUUGUCUUUAAAGUCAUGUUCAAAGGCUAUUAUCCUUGUGGCAAGUGCAGGAUAUGGCUUGGACCUCAUGAUAGCGAUUGAUAUUCUGAGAAAAAUAAGAUCUGCAAAUGGAUUUGUGGUCACUAUUAUUAUGAAGCCUUUCAGCUUUGAAGGACAGAGGCGCCAAGCUGAGGUGAAAGAUCUAAUGGAAAAACUUCAGGAUCAUACAAAUUUAUUUAUUUGCAUUGACACUGACAUGUUACUGAAAAAGGACUUGGUAACUUUAGAUGAAGCUGUCAAGACUGCAAAUAAUGCUGUUUUAUUGGCAGUAACUGCUGUAUCUGUUUUAACAUCUGAUAUACACAGAAAACUUAUUGAUGCAUCCCAUGAUAAUGUGAAAAUGAUCGAAGUUUCAGAAGUAAUUAAAAUUCUGGAAGGAUAUAAAGAAGCAAAAAUUGGAUUUGGUGCUGGCUACAAUAUUGAAACUUCAAUAUUACGAUCUAUGUAUGACUGCCCUUUCCUUAGUGUGGGUGUAAAGGACUGGGAUGGUAUGAUUAUAUGCAUCCUUGCAAGUUCGGGCACUAUCGAUAACAGUGAUGUACAGACAAUUUUGCGUACUUUUCGUCAAAGUACGGAAUAUGAGGGGGAAAUCUUAAUUUCUACAAUUCAUGAACCUAGUCUAGAGCCCAACCUGGUAGUCACAACGGUUCUUAUUGUAGGUUUUGCUCGGAAACAGGCUUCUCAGAAAAGUAGCAUAUUCUCUGGACUAGCCCAGCAUUUUCCUUUCAUUUUUGAUCUUUUCAGUAGACACCAAUGGCAAUCAAAUAACACUCAGAAAAACCCAUCACCUGAAAACGCACGCUUUUCUGAAGAGAUAGAUUCACCAGAUUCUAGUGAAAUGGGAAAUAGAAAUGCUGUUGAUGUUGUAGCCAAAGGUUUUGAUGAGUACUCUGAAGGACCCCAGGCAGACGACUUCCAAUUUUCAAGGGGGUCUGAACAAAAUGAUGAUGGAAUGUUCGAGGCUACCGACUCUUCUAGUUUAUAUGAUCCAAUCACUGAAGAACUUCCUGCCUUUCAAAGACAGCCACUUGUUAGUUGGAACUUGGGACCAGGAUAUCAGCUUGCAAAGGAUUGGGCAAAAGAGAGGGCAGCUGAAGAUGGAGCUACUGUGAUACUAGAUAACCUGAGCACCUUCUGCCUUCCAGUCGGUGUAAGGCCUCCAGAAGAGUUGAAAGAUAGUGUCAAUAUCUCAUUUCCAACACAAAACCCAGAGACAAAAACUGAGAAUGGUGUGAAAGCGCAACCAGCUGUCAAUUUAAGCAUGUCUUCUUGGAGUUCAUUUACUGACACAGGGCUUGAAGCAGUCAAAGAAUUUUAUAACACAGCAUCAACACUUGUAAAAGGAAAAGAUGCUGAUAAUCCUAAGAAGCAAGGAAAUCUCUCUGUUCGUGCUGCAUCUAUGCUGGAAGCAGAACGAGAUUCACCAAAAAAGUGGAGUCCUGUAGUGGAGAUGCAAUACAGAGGGGGAAUCUAUGAAGGACGGUGCCAAGGAGGACUUCCUGAAGGAAAGGGUCGUUUGCUUCUUGGAGAUGGAAGCAUAUAUGAUGGUAUGUGGCGCUACGGCAAAAGAUCAGGUCUUGGUGCAUUCUACUUUAGUAAUGGGGAUGUGUUCCAGGGAUCAUGGAGGGAUGAUGUCAUGCAUGGCAAGGGUUGGUUGUAUUUUCACACCGGGGACCGAUGGUUUGCAAACUUCUGGAAAGGAAAGGCCAAUGGUGAAGGUCGUUUUUAUUCAAAAGCCGGUGAUGUAUUUUUUGGCCAUUUCCAAGAUGGUUGGCGACAUGGCCACUUCAUUUGCAUCAAUGUUGAUGGAACAAGGUGUUUUGAGAAUUGGGAUCGAGGCGUGCUUGUAAGCCAGAAAUUGGACUCUGAUAUUGGUGAAGGAUAA
Messenger RNA from Prunus armeniaca (apricot), 2346 nucleotides. Lineage: Eukaryota; Viridiplantae; Streptophyta; Magnoliopsida; Rosales; Rosaceae. The record is from the annotation of a GenBank genome assembly.